Messenger RNA from Phycomyces blakesleeanus NRRL 1555(-), 895 nucleotides. RefSeq lists its product as hypothetical. Lineage: Eukaryota; Fungi; Mucoromycota; Mucoromycetes; Mucorales; Phycomycetaceae. Gene Ontology annotation, molecular function: phosphotransferase activity, for other substituted phosphate groups. Gene Ontology annotation, cellular component: membrane. The record is from RefSeq and is a predicted model, not a curated record. The transcript is spliced from 4 exons. Bases 153 to 839 code for a protein of 228 amino acids. Gene Ontology annotation, biological process: phospholipid biosynthetic process.
GAAAGAGAGUAUGAAUGAAGCUAAGAUCAUAAGGUAGUAUAUAAAAACCUCCAAGGCAAUUAUACUAUUUGAUUUUUUGGCUUCUUUUGACUACACCUUCCUCUCUUCUCUUACUUUACUUUUAUUUUUUUAUACAUAUUCGAAAUAUACAAAUGUCUUUGCGUAACCGCUCCAAAGAUAUUCUUAAAGACGAUGACCCGACUCGUAUUGCGACUGACAACGGUCACUUUUCAUUAGCUCGAAACUUUUACAUUGCUGAUGUAAUCACAUUGUUAAAUGGAGUGUGUGGAGUGACAUCUAUAUUUGCUACAAUGCGCUACUUAAUUAGUAAUGAUGUGAAUGAUCUCUACAUCUCGAUGAUAGCCAUGCCUUGUGGUAUGUUGUUUGAUUUUCUGGAUGGAAGAGUUGCACGGUUACGCAACCGAGCUUCUCUGUUGGGACAGGAGCUAGACAGUUUGGCUGACUUGAUUUCAUUUGGUGUCGCACCUGCAAGUCUAGCGUUUGCAAUUGGUAUGAGGACAUAUCUUGAUAGUGUUGUUUUGACCUAUUUUGUGUGUUGUGGAAUAUCUCGGCUGGCACGCUACAACGCAACGGUUGCUAUGAUGCCAAAGGAUGCUACUGGCAAGGUGAAUUACUUUGAGGGCACACCUAUUCCCACCUCACUGAGUAUUGUGGCCAUUCUAGCCUACUUGGUCUACAGUGGUCAGUAUCUUGAAGAUCUACCAGGUCAACUGGUUAACUUGGCUGGGAAGAGCUGGGGAUUUCAUCCUAUUGUAUUACUUUAUGCUGUCAGUGGAACAUUAAUGAUCAGCAAAACACUUCAUAUCCCAAAGCCUUGAUCUUACUGAUAAUUAUAAUAUACACAAUAUAAUAAAAUAAAAACUUGUUAAAUGUU